CAAGAUAGUGCUGCCAAGUCCACAAUCUAUAAUUUUGACGUUUAAUUGAAAAGCAAAAUAAACAGAAAUUUCUUACACUCGUAAUUGGAUAAAUAUAAAUUAUAAUGGAUCAUUUCCAGUUGCAAGAUGAAGUGCAGGCACUGCAAAAAUUGAGGGAGCACUAUGAGCAUCAGCUGCGUCUUGUGGGACUGGAACUCUGCGACCUGCCUGAUGAUGUUUGUAAUUUAUUAGAAGAAUGUGCAGAAUUGCAGAAGGUCACACAGCUGCAUGACUUACACUUGGAAUAUCUGAAAGAAUUUUAUUACGUGAAAUUGAAAGAGCAUUUAGAAAAUGGUAUAACCAUCGCUAAAAUGCAAUCAGAAAUCAAGGAACAAGAACAACAACUGCAAAAAGAAAUAGCGGAAUGCAAUUUACUUGAAAAGUUUAUAACAUCUGUCAAUAAGCGACUGAUAUCCGAAUCAGAAAUGCAGCGUAAUAAAAUUAUGAUUGAGGGCAAAAUACAAAAUUUGCAAGAAAGACAGGGCGGAUUCAAUGUUCCUGAUGAUUUAAAUAUAGAUGAACUUGUGAAAAAAGUGGAACGAUUAGAGAAACUCAAGCAAAAGGAAAAAUAAUUUUCGUUAUAUUUACAUUCCUAGAGCAAGUGCAAAUGAAUAAUUUAAUUACAAGUUGUUAAACCUCACAAAUUUUCAACAAUCUAUACACAAUUAAAUUAUUAAAUAUCUGAAAUUUUAUAAUUUGUAAAGCUGUAAGCAUUUAUAAAUAUAUUUAAAAAAUAUCGACAUUGACUAAAUUGCUAAUGUCGACUUUAAAACACUG
This is a messenger RNA of Bactrocera neohumeralis, 816 nucleotides long. Its product is annotated as augmin complex subunit wac. NCBI's taxonomy places the organism in Eukaryota, Metazoa, Arthropoda, Insecta, Diptera, Tephritidae. The record is from RefSeq and is a predicted model, not a curated record. The transcript has 5 exons. The coding region runs from base 105 to 611 and encodes 168 amino acids.